CGGCGCGGCGCGAGCAGGAGGAGAGGGGAGCGCGGCCUGCCGAGCCGGUCGCCGCUGCCGCCGCCCCCGGACCGCUGCCGACCUGGCCUGGAAGCCCGCCCCGCCGCGGCGCCCGGCAGUGCAGCGCUCCGCGGGCGGCAGGCGCGGCCCCCGGGCCACCGCACGGCGCCCGGUCGCGGGCCUCCCGGGGCUCGAGCCCGGCGGCGGCCGCCGCGAUGGCCCUCAAGAUGGUCAAGGGCAGCAUCGACCGCAUGUUCGACAAGAACCUGCAAGACCUGGUGCGCGGCAUCCGCAACCACAAGGAGGACGAGGCAAAAUACAUCUCUCAGUGCAUUGAUGAGAUCAAGCAGGAGCUGAAGCAGGACAACAUCGCGGUGAAAGCCAACGCCGUCUGCAAGCUGACCUACUUACAGAUGUUGGGAUACGACAUCAGCUGGGCCGCCUUCAACAUCAUAGAAGUGAUGAGCGCCUCCAAGUUCACAUUCAAGCGCAUCGGCUACCUCGCUGCUUCUCAGUGCUUUCACGAAGGGACCGACGUCAUCAUGCUGACAACCAACCAGAUCCGCAAGGACCUGAGCAGCCCCAGCCAGUACGACACUGGCGUUGCACUGACUGGCUUGUCCUGUUUUGUUACCCCAGACCUUGCCAGAGACUUGGCCAACGACAUCAUGACACUGAUGUCGCACACCAAGCCAUACAUCCGGAAGAAGGCUGUGCUGAUCAUGUACAAGGUGUUCCUGAAGUACCCCGAGUCGCUGCGCCCUGCCUUCCCCCGCCUGAAGGAGAAGCUGGAGGACCCCGAUCCUGGAGUCCAGUCCGCAGCAGUCAACGUCAUCUGCGAGCUAGCCAGGCGCAACCCCAAAAACUACCUUUCGCUCGCUCCGCUGUUCUUCAAGCUGAUGACCUCCUCGACCAACAACUGGGUCCUCAUUAAAAUCAUCAAACUGUUUGGUGCUCUGACUCCCUUGGAGCCAAGGUUGGGCAAGAAGCUGAUUGAGCCUCUCACCAACCUGAUCCACAGCACGUCUGCUAUGUCCCUGCUCUACGAAUGUGUGAACACUGUCAUCGCAGUUCUCAUCUCCCUGUCCUCCGGCAUGCCUAACCACAGUGCCAGCAUCCAGCUCUGUGUUCAGAAGCUGAGAAUAUUAAUAGAAGACUCCGAUCAGAACCUGAAGUACCUGGGGCUGUUGGCCAUGUCUAAGAUCCUGAGAACACACCCCAAGUCCGUGCAGGCCCACAAGGACCUUGUCCUGCAGUGUCUGGACGACAAGGAUGAGUCCAUCCGACUGCGGGCCCUCGACCUCCUGUACGGCAUGGUGUCCAAGAAGAACCUGAUGGAGAUUGUUAAGAAGCUGAUGACCCACGUGGACAAGGCCGAGGGCACGACCUACCGCGACGAGUUGCUCACAAAGAUCAUCGACAUCUGCAGCCAGUCCAACUACCAGCACAUCACCAACUUCGAGUGGUACAUCAGCAUCCUGGUGGAGCUGACCCGGCUGGAGGGCACCCGCCACGGCCACCUCAUCGCUGCGCAGAUGCUGGACGUGGCCAUCCGUGUCAAGGCCAUCCGCAAGUUCGCCGUGUCGCAGAUGUCCGCGCUGCUCGACAGCGCCCACCUGGUGGCCAGCAGCACCCAGCGCAACGGGAUCUGCGAGGUGCUCUACGCGGCCGCCUGGAUCUGCGGGGAGUUCUCCGAGCACCUGCAGGAGCCCCAUCAGACCCUCGAGGCCAUGCUGCGGCCGAAGGUCACCACCCUGCCCGGCCACAUCCAGGCUGUCUACGUGCAGAAUGUCGUCAAGCUGUACGCGUGCGUCCUGCGGCAGGAGGAGCAGGCUGCGGGGACGGCAGCGGCCCGGGAGGCCACCCAGCUCAUGCUGGAGCGGCUGCCGCAGUUUGUGCAGAGCGCGGACCUGGAGGUCCAGGAGCGGGCGUCCUGCAUCUUGCAGCUGGUCAAGCACAUCCAGAAGCUUCAGGCCAAGGAUGUGCCGGUGGCGGAAGAAGUGAGCGCCCUCUUUGCCGGGGAGCUGAACCCUGUGGCUCCCAAGGCGCAGAAGAAGGUUCCGGUUCCAGAAGGCCUGGACCUAGAUGCCUGGAUCAACGAGCCGCUCUCGGACAGCGAGUCUGAGGAUGAGAAGCCCAAGGCCAUCUUCCACGACGAGGAGCAGCGGCAGGCCAAGCCGCGGCAGCCCGAGGCGGACGAGGAGGAGCUGGCCCGGCGUCGAGAAGCGCGGAAGCAGGAGCAGGCCAACAACCCGUUCUACAUCAAGAGCUCUCCAUCCCCCCAGAAGCGGUACCAGGACGCACCAGGCGUGGAGCACAUCCCCGUGGUGCAGAUCGACCUCUCCGUGCCCUUGAAGGUGCCAGGGCUGCCCAUGUCAGACCAGUAUGUGAAGCUGGAGGAGGAGCGGCGGCACCGGCAGAGGCUGGAGAAGGACAAGAGGAAGAAAAAGAAGAAGGAGAAGGGCAGGCCGUGGCGCCACAGCGCGCUGCACACGGAGAGCGACGAGGACAUCGCCCCGGCCCAGCAGGUGGACAUCGUCACCGAGGAGAUGCCCGAGAAUGCCCUGCCCAGUGAUGAGGAUGACAAAGACCCCAAUGACCCUUACCGGGCUCUGGACAUUGACUUGGAUAAGCCCUUAGCCGACAGCGAGAAGCUGCCCGUCCAGAAACACCGCAACGCCGAGACCUCCAAGUCCCCUGAGAAGGAGGACGUCCCCGUCAUCGAAAAGAAGAGCAAGAAGCCCAAGAAGAAGGAGAAGAAGCACAAAGAGAAGGGACGGGAGAAAGGCAGGAAGAAGGAGAAGAAAGAGAAGGAGGAGAAGGGAGAGGAGGGGAAGGGUGAGGACUUAGAUUUCUGGCUGUCCACCAUGCCGCCGCCUGCCACUGCUCCUGCUCCCGCCCUGGCAACGGCAGAGCCCGAGGUGAACGCUGUCAUCUCUGCCCCGAAGGAGGAGCGUGAGGAGCCCAAGAGGGAGGAGCAGGAUGAGGAGGAGGAGGAGGAGGAGCGAGACCCUGAGAAGAAACCUUCCAAGCAUAAGAAGAAGAAACACCGGAAGGAGCAGGAGGAGCGGUCUGCAGACAGGAAGAAAUCCAAGAAGAAGCAGCCGGCGGGCGGCGGGGCGGCAGAGCCCGUGGAGAACGGCUCGCUGGAUGAGGAGCCCCUCCCGCCCAUGUCCAGCUACUGCCUCCUGGCUGAGAAUUCCUACAUCAGGAUGACCUACGAGGUGCAGGGCAGCUUGCAGGAGGACAGCCGGGUCACCGUGUCCAUCGUCCUGGAGAACCAGAGCAGCAGCUUCCUGAAGAACAUGGAGCUCAACGUGCUGGACUCGCUCAACACCAAGCUGGCCCGGCCCGAGGGCUCCUCCGUCCACGACGGCGUCCCCGUGCCUUUCCAGCUGCCCCCAGGCAUCUCCAACGAAGCCCAGUUUGUGUUCACCAUCCAGAGCAUCGCCAUGGCCCAGAAGCUCAAGGGCACCCUGACCUUCAUUGCCAAGAACGACGAGGGCUCCACCCACGAGAAGCUCGACUUCAAGUUGCACUUCAGCUGCACCUCGUACUUGAUCACCACGCCGUGCUACAGCGACGCCUUUGCCAAGCUGCUGGAGUCUGGGGACCUGAGCAUGAGCUCAAUCAAAGUCGACGGCAUUAGUAUGUCCUUCCAGAACCUUCUGGCAAAGAUCUGUUUUCAUCACCAUUUUUCCGUCGUGGAGCGAGUGAACUCGUGCGCCUCAAUGUACAGCCGCUCCAUCCAGGGCCACCACGUCUGCCUCCUGAUGAAGAAGGGCGAGAAGUCCGUGUCGGUCGACGGGAAAUGCAACGACUCAACGCUGCUGAGCAACUUGCUGGAGGAGAUGCGAGCCACGCUGGCCACGUGCUGAGUGCCACCUGCGACCCGCCACGGAGGACACACGAGGGAGAGCCGGUUCCAAGUGAUAGGUUUCUCUCUGUCGCAUGGACUGCACCCAGCUCGGGCGUUAAUUUAAGUCCACUGUCGUCCGUCGUUUAGACGUCAGGGUUUUCUGUUGCGUUGAUUUCUCCUAUCAUCUUUUUUACUUUGGCUCUUCCCACUGUCUCUGGCGAGAAGCCCCGUUCCAGGCCUCAGAGCAGCAGGGGCUCCUGUAGCUGGAGGCCAACUGUGCACAUGGCUGCAGGGGCUGCCCGAGGGGCGAGCGGGACCCCGGCUGGGACCUGGCGGGUCCAGGGUGAGGGACGUUCAGCCGUCGGGGCAGGGUGGCGCAUCCUUCUGUGGAGUCAUCUGAGUCCCAUGAGCCCCAGGCACCCUGCCCGGUGGCGCGUUGUGGGAAGAGUGGGCUGGCUGCUCCCGGCGCUGACGUUCCCUGCUCCUCUGUCGGCCGUGGGUCAGGAUCUUUCUCCCCAGGACACGGUGGGAAAGGGUCGUGCUGCCUGUCGUCCACUGUCUUCUCUGCGUCCCACCACCGUGUUCGUGUGCCGGGUGAAAAAGGGUGGCAGACCAGAGGUGGGGGGCUGCAGCCGAGGCGGGGGAUCCAGCCAGGCCCCCUCCCGGAGAGGGACUGGACAGCCCUGCUCGGCACAGUGUCUCGUCAGCCCCACUGGGGUGGGUGGCAGAGGGCUGCAGCUCUGCCUGCCGCGUCUCGUCACUGAACACCCGCAGGGCUGUCCCUGCAGCUGCCGGGGGGCCAGUCCUGGUCAUCGUCGCCCCAACAGCGAGGCACAUGCAUCCUGGGGCGGCCGGGCCCCUGAAAUGCACCUCCGCCAGGGCGAGGGGACCCCGGCCUACCCCGAGACUGAACCUUCCUCAGAGACGAUGGUCCUCAAUGACGUUUUAACUUUUCCUUUUGAUGAAAACUGUCACUUUAGCAUGUAGAGUAAUCUAUUACAGAAUCCCGUGCAGUGAUUCUAGAAUCUCGACAUUGUAUGAUGUGUUAUACAGACUUUAUUUGCCAUCGACAUUCCCGUAUACAGGAGAGAGACAUAUCACGCUGCUGUAUGAUUUUGUGUCAGGAUGAUUCAAUAAACUCGCAAACACACGUCUCCA
Messenger RNA from Equus quagga, 5017 nucleotides. RefSeq names its product adaptor related protein complex 3 subunit delta 1 (gene AP3D1). Lineage: Eukaryota; Metazoa; Chordata; Mammalia; Perissodactyla; Equidae. The record is from RefSeq and is a predicted model, not a curated record. Bases 216 to 3878 code for a protein of 1220 amino acids. The transcript has 32 exons. Gene Ontology annotation, cellular component: presynaptic endosome; endosome membrane; membrane coat. Gene Ontology annotation, biological process: Golgi to vacuole transport; protein targeting to vacuole; synaptic vesicle membrane organization.